This is a messenger RNA of Labrus bergylta (ballan wrasse), 3158 nucleotides long. The record is from RefSeq and is a predicted model, not a curated record. NCBI's taxonomy places the organism in Eukaryota, Metazoa, Chordata, Actinopteri, Labriformes, Labridae.
AUGGUGUAAACAACCAUAUUGUUCCAUUUAUUAAACGUAUUUCCCUCGGAACUUCUUUUUAUCUUGACUUAAAACAACAUUGCAACCCAGAGCAUCAUGCCUUCAGCCUGUGACUCGCUGAUUGAAGACAUCGAGGAUAUGGUGUCUUCAAACGACCCCACUCCUCAUGAGAGACAGUCUGCUAGAAAGAGUAUUAUACGGUCCAGAAAGAAAAAAGAUCUUCCAAGCACUGAGGAGCUCCAAGUUGACAGUUUUAUCCCUGGCACACAAAAAAUCUGGAUGAAGACGUGGGGCUGCAGUCAUAACAAUUCGGACGGAGAGUACAUGGCCGGACAGCUGGCUGCCAGUGGAUACAAGAUGACUGAUGACCCAACAGAAGCAGACCUGUGGUUGCUCAACAGCUGCACUGUGAAGAACCCUGCAGAGGACCACUUCAGGAACUCAAUCAAAAAAGCCCAGGAUCAGCAGAAAAAGGUGGUGGUAGCAGGUUGUGUCCCUCAGGCUCAGCCACGGAUGGAGUACCUCAAAGGACUCAGCAUCAUUGGGGUCCAGCAGAUUGAUCGGGUGGUAGAAGUAGUGGACGAGGCUGUUAAAGGACAUUCAGUUCGUCUGUUGGGUCAGAAGAAAGACGGAGGCCGGAGGCUCGGAGGAGCACGGCUGGACCUGCCCAAGAUCAGGAAGAAUCCCCUCAUUGAAAUUAUCUCCAUUAACACUGGGUGUCUGAAUGCGUGUACCUACUGCAAGACUAAACAUGCCAGAGGAGACCUGGCCAGCUAUCCAAUCGAGGAGCUUGUGGAGAGAGCCAGUCAGUCCUUCCAGGAGGGAGUGUGUGAGAUCUGGUUGACCAGCGAGGAUACAGGAGCUUAUGGCAGAGACAUUGGGACGGAUCUCCCCACACUGCUGUGGAGACUGGUGGAGGAGAUUCCUGAUGGGGCCAUGCUGAGGCUGGGUAUGACCAACCCACCAUACAUCCUGGAGCACCUAGAGGAGAUGGCAAAGAUAUUGAAUCAUCCUCGGGUCUAUGCCUUCCUUCAUGUUCCCGUGCAGUCGGCCUCAGACAGCGUCCUGAUGGACAUGAAGAGAGAAUACUGCAUCGAUGACUUCAAGAGAGUGGUAGACUUCCUCAAAGAGAGGGUCCCAGGUGUAACCAUUGCAACAGAUAUAAUCUGUGGUUUUCCUGGUGAGACGGAGGAAGACUUCCAAGAGACGGUGGAUUUGGUAAAACUCUACCAAUUCCCAAGUCUCUUUAUCAACCAGUUCUACCCCAGACCCGGAACUCCUGCCGCCAAGAUGGAGCAAGUACCAGCACAUGUGAAGAAGCAGAGAACUAAGGAGCUGUCACAACUCUUCCACUCCUACAACCCUUACGACCACAAGGUGGGAGAGAGGCAACAUGUGCUGGUGACAGAGGAGUCAUUCGACACUCAAUACUAUGUGGCGCAUAACAAGUUCUACGAGCAGGUGCUGGUUCCCAAGAUGGCUGAGUUCAAAGGAAAGAUGAUUGAAGUGGACAUCUAUGAGGCAGGAAAACACUUCCUGAAAGGACGACUAGUAGAGGACAGUAAGCUGUUCACUCCCUCCAUCGCUGCACCACUUCAGAAAGGGGAGGUGUCCGGCCUGAUGCAGGAGCAGAUGGCCAAUGGCGUCCAUGGUUCUGCCUCUUUGCCUUCUUCGUCCGUCUUGCUGAUCGGCUCAUACAGUCUGGACAGGGAAGUCCUGAAGAAACUUGGAAUCGGACUGGCUCUGGCUGCAGCUAUCUUGGCCUUCAUUGUAGAGAAACUGUACUGACUCUGUAAAUCUGAAAGGAGGAAAGAGAAGAGGACAAUGAUAUCUCGCACAGUGUGUCAGAAGGUGGUGAAUCCAGUAAUCAAACAGCCUUGUUUGAUCCCCUGUAAACUACUCUACGUACUCUUCAGUUUAAAAUAAAACCCAAAGAAAAAAGAAAGAUGAGGCUAGUGUAACUUGAAGUCAAGGAUUAUUCAUAUUUUCUUAAGAAUUUUUUAGUUUUUCUCAAAAGACAAGUCAGAAAUUGCCAUGUUUUGCUUUGUCUCUUGUUCACUGAUGGCUGCAGCCUGACAUCGUUAACAAACUAGUUGACAAGUGUUUGGAUCAUUUUUUGGGGGGGAGGAUCUCUGGAGCCGUUUUUAAUAUAAAAUAAGAACAACACAACCAGCUGAACACUUUUUGUUCAUCUGUACCUAAACACAAUCUGAGAAUUAAACGGUCAGUCAUCUGUCAUCUGUCCAUGACUCUGCGAUACUGAGCAUCUAGAUUUCUCAAUGUUCUCUGUUAUACAGGUUCACCCUCUUUUUUGGAUGGAUUGACUUGUGUCUUACGUUACAGUAUCUGAUAUUUUAUUCUGUGGAAGGGAGAAAUAAUGUGUAUAAUACUCUGAUUAAAGGGGAUCUGUGACUUUCAUUUGAAUAUAUUUAUUUUUCAACAGGAGACAAGAAGAAUCUAUUGUCACAUCUUCAGUACAUGUGUGUUUUUUAGUGGUUUGCAUGUGCUUUUAUGGUUCAUUUUAUGGUUUUUGGCUCCUACAUGAAAGUGAAGUGGAAUAUAUUUUUAUGUUGAUUUACUCUUCUUAAUAGUUUAAACAUCCUUCCCCAUUGGACAGGUGGACCGUAAUGACUUCUGAUGGUGUGUCAUUAUAAACCCAUCAGUCCACAAGAAAUACCACACAACCCAUAAGAUAACCUUCAAUUUAAGUUGUGUUUAAGGCUUGUUCCAUGAUUUCUUCCUCUUCUGUGGCCGUGUGUAGCUGAUGUCUAUGUCUGUAACCACCCAAAUUCAAUAAUGGUGAGUGCAUUUUGCUGUGUAGCUCGAAACAUAAAAAAAAGCUUUGUUUUCCUGUUAUGGUGGAGAACAAGUAUUAUAAGUAGUAGUACAGUACAAGGUUCAAUAGUACAAAUAAGUCAAAUUACAAAUAAUAAACAUUUGUGGGGGGAGAAAAAUGACAGAAUAUCCAAACGAUCCUGAAGUUUGUUUCUGUAAAUCAGGUGAUUUUUAACCUUUAUGACAACAACUCAGUUGAAAUGUGGACCUAAAUCUGAAGCUUUAUCGAGACAUCACAUAAUGUUUUUGUUUUUCUUUACAUGCAUUGUUUUAACCAUCCAAGACAAUUAUUAAAGAUCAAAUCAGCUGGUCACAAGUGAAAA